This is a messenger RNA of Lagopus muta (rock ptarmigan), 4729 nucleotides long. RefSeq names its product rhophilin associated tail protein 1 like (gene ROPN1L). The transcript is spliced from 6 exons. Bases 2383 to 3039 code for a protein of 218 amino acids. NCBI's taxonomy places the organism in Eukaryota, Metazoa, Chordata, Aves, Galliformes, Phasianidae. The record is from RefSeq and is a predicted model, not a curated record.
AUUCAUCACAUACCACAAAUUGCCUGUGAAGAAGGAAAAUAUAUGCUAUUAAAUCUGCUGUUAAACAGGCAAGAAAAAGUUAACAGGUUUCUUUGCAAGGACAGUCAAGCAAGAGCCACUAAGUCAAGUUUGUGUUGUUCCCAUCUGGAAAUAGAGUUCUUUUGCAGCAUUUUUUUAAUAUAUAUCUUUUAAAGAAAAUGCAUAGUGUCACAAAGCUUUAAGUACCAUCAAAUCAGUGCUAAAACUGCAGUGCUUUUCCUAAACUAGAUGAGAGAACACAAGUAUCCACUGCAGUAAUCAGAAAAUUGAUGAAGCAAUCAACUUUGGGGCUUAGUACUUUGUCCGUCAGUAUUCUGCACUUAACCAUAUAUGUAUCUAACUAAGACUUGAGCAUUUGGCAGGUUUUUAGAGCAUGUCAUCUCUUUUUAUUGAUGUUGCAUCUCUGAUCUAUGUGUUUUGAGCUAGUUUGGUCCAGACUGUGAUGGUGGUAGUGCAUAUCUUGGUGUCUGGACUCUCAUGUUCUGAGCACAAACCAAAUGCAUCGGAAUGCAUGGAUCCUCACUCUCGGGAGGUCAGAAACUACUACUUUGCAGAGUUAUUGUUUUCCUGCUAGUUUUGAACCACAAGUAUUAGCUUUUGGAGUGAUUUAAUUAGGAUUUUUCCAGUUAAAUGAAGUUAUGGAGAAAUAGCCAGGAUGUUUCUAAUUCAUUCUUGCUGACUAAAGGCUAAAUUGAGUAUUCACCCCAAAUAUUUUUGGUGUGCAUAAAUGUUGCAUUUGAAUAUUUUCAGUGGUGCACCUUGUGGGACAAGUAUUUUUUUCACAAGAUUGAAUUCAUUGGUAACUUACAUUCUUAUUUUUGCCAAAAUUUUGACCUUAACAAAUCUUUUGUAAAGAGUCCCAAAAUCUCAAAUACUGGCAGCACUGCUGUGCGUCAUGCAGAAUUUGCAGCGGCGCAAUUUGUGUAACUUUUGUGUUUUUAUCAAAACUGGUCUUAACAUUAAAAUUUAUUAAGAAAAAGCCAUUGUGCUGUUUCUUACUAGUGUUAAUUUUGUAAGUCAAGAUGUUAACCAAAAAAAAAAAGUUGAUUUGGUCAUGUAACGUGAACUGUAGCUAUUUUUACAUAGCUUACACUGUCUGUAUUUGCUCUUUGUUAAUGAGAACAGGUUUCAAAUGAAACUCGAGCUUGCUUUUGCACUACUUGACAGUUCACAGAUGGGGUGAAGUUUCUGAAACUGUAUUGUAAGAGUCCAAAAUAUCUCAUCUCUAUCUCUUUAUUUUAAGCAUGUUCUAGGAAAGAAGGUUGUAUAAAAAAAAAAUUAAAUGAUUUCUUUUAAUUGUUGUUUAAAAUUUUUAUAGUUUGCCUUGCUGUGCUGUGUGUACUCUCCUGCAAUAGACACUUGAUAGUAAGCUUGUCAGUGAGCUGACUGUUGCUAGGACAGAUGACAAGCUGUGUUCCAGUGACUUCCAUCUGUGUUAGAGUAAUAAUACGGCGUGCAGUGGUUUUGCAUUACUAUUCAAGUGGGAGAAGACUUCAUCACAAUCUCUGUUGAUCUUCAGUCUAGAAGGGGGAGGGAUUGGAGUUACCUGCCAGCUUAACUGCACCAGCUCUGUGGUGUUGAGUGUCUACUGGCAUUAGUUCUACAGGCCUUUAUCCACGAGCUGUCAGAUGGCUUUGUAGUUAUCUUUCACAUACUUAACUGCAGCAUGGCUUUGACUGUUUUUACACAGAAUAUUUUUAUAUUGAUUAAAAAUAGUUAACACUUUGCAUCUUUUCUCUGACUAACCCUUCUCCACUGGGUAAAGCUUAAGUUGUUUAUGUUCUGCGGGGCCCUCUGGAGCCCAUAACUGUUUUGUCAGCUGCUUUGUUGGUAGGAUGCAAGCUCCAGCACUGAUUGCAGCACUUUGCAUGCAUCAUUUUUCAGUAGGGUGCAUUCCUCCCUUGCUCUCCCUUCUCUACGCUUGAGUGAAAGUCCUCGUAAAAGUGUUCACAGCAGCCCUGUUAUUCUUCAGAGAAUUCUCUAAAAAGCCCUUUCCUACAAAGCACAGAUGGCAGUGGUUUGUUGAUCUUGCUGCCUAGCAGGCUGAUCAACGUGGCUUUGUUUUCUUCUACUUCACUAUUUGUCCAUUUGUCUGUACCUCGACUGUUAAGUGUCUUGUGACCGGGCCAGUGUUCUUGUUAGGUUUGCCUUGUGUGUAGGUGCUGAUGGUCUGAGCAAUGGCUGGGGUUCCCAGCAGAAAUGAUGAAAUAAUAAAGACAUGAAACAGGGAAGUGGAUUUUUAUAACAGAGUUUAAAUGAAGAACAGAAGUUGUCCUCAGAAACAGAUACGGAGAUGAAUGUUUACAAUGUGCUAAGGUCUGUGUAACCAAACUUGAAAAGACCAUGCCUCUUCCAGACACCCUGUUUUGUGCUCAGCAGAUCAAAAUUCCCCCUGAGCUACCAGAUAUUAUGAAACAAUUCACCAAAGCUGCUAUUAGGACUCAGCCUCAUGAUGUUUUGCAGUGGUCAGCUGCGUACUUUACAGCACUGUCAAAAGGUGAGCCCCUUCCAGUGAAAGAGAGGAUUGAAACACCUUCAGCAAAACAGAAAAUGGAUGCUGGUUUGACCCCAGGACUCCUUAAAGUCUUGCACAAGCAGCUUUCUGCUAAAGGCACUGUAAGUGUUGCAGAACUGAAGGAAAAAUGGAAAGACCUGUGCUUGCCAGAGGAGCAGCUGGAAGCUAUCCUGCAGUUGGACAUCUUUGAUGAAGAGGUGGAAUGGAUGAAGAUUCUGGCACUUGGGUGCAGCGUGCUUGGUGAGUCCUUGCUGAGUUCAAUGAAACACGCCUGUGAAAUUUUAACACAGGACCCGGAAGGUGGAGCAGCUCGUAUUCCUUAUGAAACGUUUUCAUUCCUUUACUGCUAUUUGGCAAGUAUUGAUGGAGACAUACCAGAUGAGAAAAUCAAAGCUUUCCUCCAAAAGAUUAAAGAAGACGCUGACAAACAAAGUGGCAUGGUACUGCUCAGAAAUUUUCAGAGCCAGCCCUCAACAUGGCUUUGAUCAAGUUGACUCUUCAGCACCAGAUGAGGCUGGAAAAAAUGAAGUAAAUACAAUACACAAAGAACCUAUUCUCCAGCACUCCUUUUUCUUUAUUUCAUUCUUGAAAUUGCCUUUUAUCAGAGAGAAUUGAACAUAUUGUCAUAUUGUCUUUUCACUUCUGAAAUACUGCUGCUCGCAGCUUGGGAGUGGUACUUUCACUAAUUUGUUUAUAUUUAAUCAAAUGGAUUUCGUUAAUCUUUCUACCUAGACUUUCUGAAUAGGAAAUUAAAUUUAGAGAAGACUGGGCAGAUAUAAGACUGGUUCAUUUCUUAAGUAAAGUAACAAUUUUCUUCUUAUCUGUUUUUAACUCCAACAAAAGCAUAGCUUGUCUUUUGACUGCCCUGUCUGCAUGAACAAACUCUAGUCAAACAUAUGGUUUCACCAAGUGCUGCUCAAAGACCGUGAAGAACACUAUAGCCAAGAUGGUGAAAAAAAUAUCAACUAGACUAAUGGCAAUAGUUCCAUCUAGUUUGAUCCCUAAUUUGGACUCAUCAUCAUAGAACGACCUGGGUUGAAAGGGACCACAAUGAUCAUGAGUUUCAACCCCCUGCUGUGUGCAGGGUCGCCAACCACCAGACCAGCCUGGCCUUGAAUGCCUCCAGGGAUGGGGCAUCCACAGCCUCCUUGGGCAACCUGUUCCAGUGUGUCACCACCCUCUGUGUGGAAAAACUUCCUCCUAAUAUCUAACCUAAACCUCCCUGUCUCAGUUUAAAGCAAUUCCCCCUUGUCCUAUCACUGUCUACCCUUGUAAAUAGCCAUUCCUCCUUCUGUUUAUACGCUCCCUUCAAGUACUGGAAGGCCACAAUGAAGACUCCCUGGAGCCUUUUCUUCUCCAACUCUCUUCAGAAUUUAAAUAUUUUUCUCAUUGCCAGAUGGACUUUUAAUUAAUAAAGAUCAGUCUCCUGCCUGCCUGCAGCCCACAGGCACUGUGCAGAGCGUAUCGCCUAACACAGCCAUGGAGGAGGCCAAAAUGACAGUGCUAAGGGGUGUCCUCUGCUGGCAGCUUGAUUGAAAAUAAGGAAGUGUAGAAAAGACUAAUCUGUAAGAUGUUGCUGUUGGCUUUCUUCAUAGAAGGAACAAGCUGACUGUAGUAGAUUGUGUAAGAAAUUAACAAAACUAGAAAUUGGUAUAAUCCCACGGCAGUUAAGUGGAAUUCUCCUUUACACCCAUAAGCUGUAUUUGGAUGGUUGACGUCUUAGUGUUUUUAGAAUUUCUGUCGUUAAUACUUUGAUGUUAGUAUACAGGAUGAAAACUUAAUGGGUUCUUUGCAUAAAUACCACGAUCUAUCAAUCUCACAUUUGAAAAUUACAGUCGAUAAAAUUAUAGAAAGGGACAUCUCUACUUUAGUAGAGGUCUUAGAGAUGCCUGUCACCACCAUCACCAGCUUGACAUUGAUCCUAAAUUUCUUUAAGCACAAGCUUGGGAACAGCAGCAUGCCUGUUACCAUACUUUUACCACUUUUUCAUUACUGAAAGCUGCAGAUGAAGGUAACAGCCUUCUGGAGAACUCUGAAAUCUGCUCUGUCACCUUCCACGUGUGCCAUAAUGUGACAGUAAGUGCUGUCUUUCUGGAAUGCUGUUCUCAGAGGUGACAAUGUCAGGUGGUAGAGAGAAAGGGAGCUACUUUCAUCCCUUUCCAUUUGUAAUUAAUU